Molecule: messenger RNA, 1065 nt
Organism: Diaporthe amygdali
Lineage: Eukaryota; Fungi; Ascomycota; Sordariomycetes; Diaporthales; Diaporthaceae
Exons: 1
Coding region: 1-1065 (354 amino acids)
Source: RefSeq, a predicted model, not a curated record
AUGUCGGGCCUUGACUGUGAGGACCUCUCGGACGAUUCGAACGAUACCCUCAGUGUAGGGUAUUCGUUUGACUUACCGCAGUACAAUCUGCGCGGUCUGAGGAUCUUUUGGGGACCGCGCCGCCGAGGCUCCGUUGACAAAGAUGACAGAAUUGAGUGGGAGACGUGUCGCAAUAGAGAUGCUCAUACCCAAAACAGGGAGGUUGAUCGUAACCUACCCGGCCGACGCUUCCUCGAGAGCCACGACCUCGUGGCCCUUCUGAUGGGACAGGCCAUCGACCUCGCCCUACGUAUGAUGGAAACUGAAAAAUCCGUCAACAUCAUGUCUAGGGUUGCCAAGCGUUUGGUUGACGAUUGCCCAGAGAAAAUCAAGCACAUCACACCCCAAAGUUCACCGCGGGAGGUCAAGACCUUGACCAAACGCUGGCUCGAAAAGCUCCGACAGCUGGAGUUCUUCAAGAUUCAGUUGACAGACUUGAGUGGCUCCCCAGCAGCAGUGUGUUACCGCGCUUGGACUAGAACCACUCGCAACGAGCCUGAAACCCUGGCCGACUACUACCCACACAAUGCCGGACUGCUGAUAAUCGAGCCAAGUUUGGUCAAGAAGCUCGUUUAUCAUGCUACAUCCCCCCAUGUCGACUCUCAUAUCGAACGACAGAAAUGCCUCUUCCAUUUGGCUAGCUUGAUCAUCGACGAGACUCAAUGUUUCUGGUUGGCGUUCCUAAUGCCCAAGAUGGCUAUGCCAGGAAUGAAGCAGCCUGUUGCAGUGCACUCCGAGGCUACUCGAGGUCUACUGGACAUCUAUGCACCGAAUGUCGGCUACCAUUGGAAGGCUGAAUUCUUCGGAGGACUGGUGUCCUUUCGUCAUUGCAUAAGCAGUCCGCGUGCCAAUUUCAACGAAAUUGGCGGUUUCGGUCGGAAUCUUUCGGUCGGUCAUGUGUAUCUCGACCGAGCAGAUAGCACUGAGCAGCAAAUCGUGAUCAACAGCAUCAUCCGAUGCGUACAGCACGGUAAGCAUAACCGUACGAGGCUACCGGCGAGAGCUACUACGCCGGGCAGCGAUUAA